Saccostrea echinata is the source of this 2223-nucleotide messenger RNA. RefSeq lists its product as uncharacterized. The record is from RefSeq and is a predicted model, not a curated record. The coding region runs from base 1 to 2223 and encodes 740 amino acids. Lineage: Eukaryota; Metazoa; Mollusca; Bivalvia; Ostreida; Ostreidae. Gene Ontology annotation, molecular function: zinc ion binding; ubiquitin-protein transferase activity. Gene Ontology annotation, biological process: positive regulation of DNA-templated transcription. The transcript has a single exon. Gene Ontology annotation, cellular component: nucleoplasm; chromatin.
AUGGCGACAUAUGUAGGGAAAGAGAAUCUAAUGUUCUACAGUUGUCCAAUUUGUUUGGAAAAGAUAAUUAGACCAAAAAGCUUACUUUGUUUACAUACUUUUUGUGAAAAAUGCCUGCAGACGUAUAUAUCUAGGGCUUCCGUGGGGAAAGAUCCAGAAAAGUUCGACUUUGAGUGUCCUGUAUGCCGUCGUGUCACAAGUCGACCAGACGAAACGAUUGCCGUGGAUGAAUGGGCAAAGCAUUUUCCCACCAACAUACUAGUGAAUUCAUUGACGAAUUUAGGUGAAGAAAAGAGUGAGGAUAAAUGCUGUGCCAUUUGUUUACGGGAUAACAAAAAACGUAAGGCGGAGUCCUGGUGCAAUGACUGUGCAGAGGCUAUAUGUACUUCCUGUAAACACCUUCAUCAAAUUGUCGGUAGUCUACAAAAACACAAAAUCUCAGCAUUGCGUUUUGAUGACAAGGAUGACAAACCAAAAUUUCCGGAACUGGAUGAACCCUGUCAUUUACAUCAAGGUAAAUAUGUUGAAGUCUUUUGCUUAGAUCAUGAAGCCCUUUGUUGCAGUGUUUGCUUUGCAACACAACAUAGACACUGUGAACACGUGGAAGCCUUGGAUGAAGUUUCUAAAAAUAUGUCAAAAUUAGCUAUUAAAGGUAUUAUAGAUGUUCUUUCUAAAAUAUCAGUGAUAACAGAAGAAAGCAUUAAAUUCAAAGAAAAGGAUAUAAUUUGCAAAAGCGCAAAACGGGAGGAAAUUAUGAAAAAUGUUUCUACAGAAAUUUCAAAUAUUAAAAUAGAACUUGAUGAACUGCAGAGACAGUUUGAAAAAGGCCUACAGAAAAAGCACGAAGAUAUCGAGGAAAAGCUGACACAAUGUGUUUUGGACAUGAAGCAAUACCUUUUGACUAUUAAGAAUGGAAAAAUCCUUCUUUCUGCAGUUGAGCAGACAGGCUCCAGUAAGCGAACAUUUCUUUCUGCAGUGAAAACAAUAAGAGAUGUAGAAGAACAGUUUGAACAUUACAAAACCAGAAACGCAGAAGACGUAGAGUAUGAUUAUGAACAUGAUCACACAACCAUUCUAAAACAGAUUUGUGAACACAAUAAAAUAGAUGACGUGGAACUGCUUACAAGGCCAUCAGGAAUUAUAUGGAAUUUGUGUAAGCAUUUGUCCUCAUUAAAUAUCUUUAACACUGUGCAAAAGGAAGAUACUUCAAAAGUGUUCGGGACUUCUUCAAACUCUACGUCACUGACAGCAGUGAGAAAAUCUGAAUUUAAAUUAUCUUCACCUGCACGCCUUGGCAUUUUCCUGAAUGAUGAAACACUGGUAAUGGUUUUGUCCUCAAACACUGUUCUAUGCUGCAAUGCUAUCGACGGGGCAACAAAUCCUUGUAAUCCUCCUUUUGAAGUAACAGGAAUAUCCUUCUUGAGCGUUGGACCAACCAAUGAUACCCUGUACAUCAGCUGCCUGACCAAAAUCCGAAAAAUGAAGAUAAGCAAGAAAAAAAAUACUAUCAGUGCUUCUUGUGUUGGAGAGUUGGAUUUAAAACAAGACUUUGACGUUUUUUGCGUAGACAAUGACGAGAGCACAGUAAUAACAGCAUCCAAAGUUCAGGUAACUAUCUAUAAAAUCUUACCUGUUUUAUCAGCUACUCACACCUUUGCCUUUCAAAGUCCAACAACUGGUCCCAUAUUAACCUUGUCAAAAUCAGGAGACCGGUUUGCUAUACUGAGUGCAAAUGAAGAAGUAGUUUGUUAUUCCCUCACUGGGGAAGAAAGAUUUAGGUAUCAAAACCAAGAUAUGAAGAGCCCUCGAUGUUUGUCAUUCGAUCCACUUAAUAACAUUUAUGCAGUGUAUUGGAAAAAUGUGAGCUGCCAAUACUUUUAUGCUCAAUGUCAAUGUAUGAACCAACGGUAUGGUUAUGGUUAUAAAAUGCACGAUUAUAGAAUUAGUUCCGAAUGGAAUCCUGAUUCAUUUUCUGUAUCGGAACAUGGUGCUCUCCACAACAGAUGUAACAAUUAUGUUCGAAGUCAUUGUCAACUGUGUGGACAACCAGCAAAUAAACAUUUAGAAAAUGGCGGACUUUUCCAAAUUCUGCCCGAUGGAAGUACUAGUCGAUGUCUUAUCAUGGACUAUCCUGGAGCCAUUUUUAUGUCUUUCAAUCAAUCAUAUAAAGAAUUUUUUAUUUCUGAUGGAAAGAAGUAUACCAUCUACAAGUUGAAUUGCUGA